Molecule: messenger RNA, 1979 nt
Organism: Carcharodon carcharias (great white shark)
Lineage: Eukaryota; Metazoa; Chordata; Chondrichthyes; Lamniformes; Lamnidae
Product: interferon regulatory factor 8-like
Exons: 10
Coding region: 206-1615 (469 amino acids)
Biological process (GO): immune system process; regulation of transcription by RNA polymerase II
Cellular component (GO): nucleus
Molecular function (GO): DNA-binding transcription factor activity, RNA polymerase II-specific; protein binding; RNA polymerase II cis-regulatory region sequence-specific DNA binding
Source: RefSeq, a predicted model, not a curated record
GGAAAGCCUGUGACUGAGGCGAGUCUAUAAAGGGAGAGGGCGGGAGUCUGGAGGCUGGUUUUUAAACAGCUCGAGCGAGCCGGGCAAGGCUCUAACAUUCUGCGGGAGAGAAAGCAGCACCUCCUCGACCACCCUUCCCAGAUAACUGGGCAACCCAACUGCUGCUGGACCUGGACCGGGAUCGGGGGAGACGCCGUGCACAGCGAUGGCAGGCGGCAUGAGGUGUACCCGCAAGCUGAAGCAGUGGAUGGUCCAGCAGGUGGACAGUGAGAAGUACCCGGGCCUGGUCUGGGAGGACCGCAAGCUGGGAAUGUUCCGGAUCCCCUGGAAACACGCGGGCAAGCAGGACUACAGGCACGACGAGGAUGCCGCCAUCUUCAAGGCUUGGGCCAAGUUUAAGGGGAAGUACAAAGAUGGAGACAAGGUGGACCCGGCCACCUGGAAAACCCGCCUGAGGUGCGCUCUGAACAAGAGCAGCGAGUUCCAGGAGGUCCCUCAACGCUCGCAGCUCGACAUCUCCGAACCUUACAAAGUCUACAAGAUCCUCGAGGACAGCGUUGAAAAGAAGAAGUCACCAUCACCCAUUCCCCUGAGCUCAGUCAAGGUGGAGAGCAGCGAGAGUGUUGGAACAGAGAGGUCGCAGCCCAGCUCCCCCAGCCCCCAGCUGGAAACGACAGAGCAGGCAGCAAGUGACUCUCCUGUUCCUGUUUCUCAACAGGCAGCAAGUGACUCUCCUGUUUCUGUUUCCCAACAGGCAGCAGGGAGUGACAUCCCUUCAAUCGAUUCCCAGCAGAUGGAGAGUGACAGCAGCUGCGAUCCAAGCUCUGGCUCUGAAAUGUCCACCCAGGAAGAAGGUUUGGGUGAAAUCGCCUCACUGGAAUGGAGCCUGACCCCCAGCACUGAAGUCCCGAACAACUACACGAUUAGCAUCAUCAGUUCGAUGGCGCCAAGCCUUCCAGAGAAAGGCCCCAACUCGAUGUUUGUCUCGUUCUGCUAUGGUGGCGUGCAGGUCGGCAGCGAGGUGACGCGGCACGGCUGCAAGAUCUCCUCGUCGGCGCCCCCUUCCUGCAGCGACGACUCCUUCGGCUCGCAGGCCAUGGAGAAGCUGCGCUUCCCACCGACGGGCGCCAUCGCCAGCCCCGAGAAGCGGAGGGCAACCGAGGAGCUGUUGACCUUCCUGGAGCGUGGGGUCAUGCUGGACAGCAACACCAACGGGAUCUUCGUUCAGCGCCUGUGCCAGGGCCGGGUCUUCUGGACUGGGCCCUGUGCCCCUCAGCCCAACCAGCCCAACAAGCUGGAGAGGGAGAAGGUGGCGAAACUGUUUGACCGGAAGAAAUUCGAGCAGGAUCUGGAGCUGUACCAGACGAUGGGUGGCGUCAUCCCCCAGUACCAGGUGACACUGUGUUUUGGCGAAGAACUAACCGAGACAGAUUCUCCCACCGACAAACUCAUCACCGUCCAGAUUUACCAAAUGGCAGCCAAGCAGCUGCUCGACCGUGAGGUGGAGCUGCAGACCACGUCCCUCAUCCUCAGCCAGCUGAGCCCCGAGAACUUCAGCGACCGCGUCACGCACGCCCUCCGCGAGGCCUCCAGCAGCCUGUACGGGAUCUCGUAACUGGCAACGAGGGGAGGCGGCAGGAGUGAAGGGGAGGUGGGGAGUGGAGGGAUGUGGGAGUGGAGCGGAGCGGCGGCAGUGAAGACCCGUGCCCGACCCUCUCACCUCCCUUUGGCGCCGCCGCACUUAUCCACACCCUCACCCGACCCAACCCCCACCUCACGUCGGUCAACGGCGACAGAAACGAGAAAAUGCGUUCGGCGUCUCCAAGAUGGCCGCCAGCCUCCGUCGCCAGGGCAAACGAGGCAUUUCAACACCGUCAACCGGCCCUCGCGCAGCUUGGGACGGACGGGACUUUUUAAACAUGGCUCAACCACGACCGUCUGCAGUCAUGACCUUUCACCCCGGUGGGUGUUGGGGGGGG